AUGGCUGUCGGCCAUCAUCAUCAUCAUCAUCCCGGGGAUGAUUUACACCAAAGCUUCAUGAUGCAACCAAAAAUGCUUGUUUGUGUGCGAUGGAAUCGGAUGGGGUUCGUCCUGGCAGUGUUGGUCGUGCUGCUCAGUGAAAGUGUAAUUCAGUGCGCAACUCCAAAGGCUCUUGCGGGCAACUCUCACGGUACCAACUGUCCGAACUGCGUGGAAGAAUCGUCUGCACCGCCUCGAUGGACUAUGCCGUUGUUGAAGCUCGGAGAAAAGCGUUACUAUCUUAGCAUUUUCUUCAAAGCUAACUGGUUCAAGGCACUGCAGUACUGUCGGUUCCACGGAAUGCAGCUCGCUAGCAUACAGACACAGGAAGAAAACGAUCGGUUGGAGAAAUAUGUGAAAGAUUAUGGUCUCGCUACGGAACAUUUCUGGACCUCUGGUACCGAUUUGGCCGAGGAAGGCAGCUUCUUCUGGGUGUCGAACGGGCGACCGCUUUCCUUCACGAAUUGGAACGCCGGUGAACCGAAUAACUUCCGCUACGAAAACGGCGAGGAGGAACACUGUCUCGAGCUGUGGAACCGUGAUGGCAAGGGUCUCAAGUGGAAUGACACACCCUGUAGCUUCGAAACGUACUUCAUCUGCGAGGUCUAAACGAUUGUCGGACUGAUUUUGAGUUGCCUUUCCGUCCACCAGCAUUUCCGUUUGUUCCACCUCGAAGUAAAUGGAAAUUACCAAUCCCGGUUCUUCGUUGAAUCCUUCUUAACUUCUCAUCAAAUCGGCACUGGAAGCAAUUAACAAUGCUUCUGUUUCCUGCUGUCAUGCUAUUUGUGUUCAAUGAAAGUGUGUCAUUACAAAUGCGAGUGUUCGGAGAUAAUAAUGUCGCCACACUCCAAGCUCCUCACCUCGAAGUCGCUCCACUCUAUUCUAUCGUGUAGUAUUUAUAUAGUUCAUAUAUACGAGACCGAUGCAACUAUCACGAUGGUCGUGUACGAUGGACUUGGAACAAAGUAUAGUGAAUUAAGUUAGCUAUUUCACCGGUUCUUCACUCUCGGUUUAAAUCAGGCGUUAUGCAGUUAAUGGACAACACUGGACGCGUUUUGCACGUGCACUGUUGUCAUCCGUGUUUUAUCCUCUUCCUCCGUCGACAUUCCAUAAAUAGUACAUCAUUUGUUUUUGCUUUAGGUUUUGUCCCUGUGCCCUUGUCCCUGUCACCCGGCAUCGUGCUCGUUUAUGUGUUUGUUUCGCUCUCAAUCACGUUUUUAAGUGUAUGUACAUAAGGUU
Messenger RNA from Anopheles moucheti, 1278 nucleotides. RefSeq names its product C-type lectin 37Db-like. Gene Ontology annotation, biological process: biological process involved in interspecies interaction between organisms. Gene Ontology annotation, molecular function: carbohydrate binding. The coding region runs from base 1 to 648 and encodes 215 amino acids. Gene Ontology annotation, cellular component: external side of plasma membrane. The record is from RefSeq and is a predicted model, not a curated record. The transcript has 6 exons. Lineage: Eukaryota; Metazoa; Arthropoda; Insecta; Diptera; Culicidae.